GGCAGGAAGAGGAGCCUCCACGUGCAUCCAUCGCUCUCUGCGUCCGCAGCUUUCGGCGCCGGGAGAAUCGCUCCCCCCAUCCCGCAGGAUUUUCCAUUCCCAACCCUUGGCUAGAUGGAGGAGGAGGCUGUGAGGAAGAGGAAGAUGCCCCGGGAGCCCCAGGCAGACAAGGAGCUGAGCACAGAGCCCAGGGAGGACAAAUCCCCGCGGCAGAACCUGGUGGAAGAGGCCGUUUUGAGUAGCUCCACAUCGCAGGAAUCCAACAGGGAGGAAAAGCCCUGGAGAUCCCACAGGAGGAGGAGCUGCAAACGCAGCCCAGGGUGCUCUGAGGAGGAAAGACCCACCCUGUGCCGGGAAGGCGUCCGGAGAUCCAGCCAGAGCUCGGAUCUGGUGGUUCAUGAGCAGCUUCAUGAUGGGAAGAAGCCCUAUGAGUGUGGGGAAUGUGGGAAGAGCUUCAGCUGGAGCUCCAGCCUGAUCCGCCACCAGAUGAUCCACACCGGGAAAAGCCCCUACAAGUGUUCCGAGUGGCUUCUGGUACAACUCUGA
Messenger RNA from Corvus hawaiiensis (hawaiian crow), 546 nucleotides. RefSeq names its product zinc finger protein with KRAB and SCAN domains 1-like. The record is from RefSeq and is a predicted model, not a curated record. Gene Ontology annotation, molecular function: DNA-binding transcription factor activity, RNA polymerase II-specific; RNA polymerase II cis-regulatory region sequence-specific DNA binding. Bases 115 to 546 code for a protein of 143 amino acids. Gene Ontology annotation, biological process: regulation of transcription by RNA polymerase II. The transcript is spliced from 4 exons. Lineage: Eukaryota; Metazoa; Chordata; Aves; Passeriformes; Corvidae.